ACACACACACACUCACACACACACACACAAACAAAACAGCAACAUAGCGAGAGGAAAGGGACGCAGACAGACACACAGUAUCCGAGCUUCAGCUGCGCUCCACGGUGUAUUGUCAUACAUUGAUUAUGAAUAAAUCGGAAGGAUCGGACUGAAUCUGUCGCUCGGGUUUGUCAAGGGUCAAAACGAAACCUUUUUUGUUUCGUGGCGCACGGAUUUAUCGCCCCAUUUAUCAGCCGGAUACAUUUCAAGUGAUCAUUACGGGAGAUAUUUGAGCGAUUAUUGUUUAGCUUGUGUUUGAAGAGAGAGAGAGGCCGUUAAAGAUGGGCUGUUUGGGCAACAGCAAGACAGAAGACCAGCGCAUCGACGAGAAGGCGCAGCGAGAGGCGAAUAAAAAGAUCGAGAAACAGUUACAGAAAGAAAGACAGGCGUAUAAAGCCACACAUCGUCUGCUCUUAUUAGGCGCUGGAGAAUCCGGAAAGAGCACUAUAGUCAAACAGAUGCGAAUCCUGCACGUCAACGGCUUUAACGCAGAAGAAAAGAAGCAGAAAAUCUUGGAUAUCCGAAAAAAUGUGAAGGAUGCCAUUGUGACGAUAAUAUCUGCUAUGAGCACUUUAACACCACCUGUGUCACUUGCCAACCCAGAUAACCUGCCCAGAGCAGAGUACAUCAAGAGUAUAGCUCCACUCUCAGACUUUGACUAUACAGAGGAGUUUUUUGAGCAUUCAAAGCAUCUGUGGAAUGAUGAGGGGGUGAAGGCGUGUUUCGAGCGCUCAAACGAGUAUCAGCUCAUCGACUGCGCACAAUAUUUCCUGGACAGAAUCGAGUCUGUAGGACAUAGUGACUACACACCAACAGACCAGGAUUUGCUGAGGUGUCGUGUUUUGACUUCAGGGAUUUUUGAAACUCGAUUUCAAGUAGACAAAGUCAACUUUCAUAUGUUUGAUGUAGGUGGUCAGAGAGAUGAGAGGAGGAAAUGGAUUCAGUGCUUUAAUGAUGUGACGGCCAUCAUCUUCGUGGCAGCCAGUAGCAGUUAUAACAUGGUCAUCAGAGAAGACAACAGCACUAACCGCCUGCGCGAGUCUCUCGACCUUUUCCGCAGCAUCUGGACGAACAGGUUUUUAAGGACCAUCUCAGUCAUUCUGUUCCUCAACAAACAGGACAUGCUAGCUGAGAAGAUCCUGGCAGGAAAAUCCAAACUAGAAGAUUAUUUCCCAGAGUAUGCUCGCUAUACACUGCCUCCUGAAGCAACCCCUGACCCAGGAGAAGAUGCCAAAGUGUCCAGAGCUAAAUUUUUCAUCCGAGAUGAAUUCUUGAAAAUCAGCACGGCGAGCGGAACAGACAAACACUACUGCUAUCCUCACUUCACCUGCGCAGUGGACACAGAAAACAUCCGCCGUGUGUUCAAUGACUGUCGUGACAUUAUUCAGAGAAUGCACCUGCGCCAGUAUGAACUCUUGUGAUUGUUUGCCCGAAUUGCUCGCAAUCAACACUUCCCAGUCCCAGUCAAAUGGACUCUUUGAGAACUACUGAUGAGUGACACUGCUGUCAUGUUCCUCCUUUUCUGCUUCUCACUUGUUUGCUAUUUUUAUUUAUAGUCAUAUAUAUAUAUAUAUAUAUAUAUAAUGUACAGGGCUGUGAAAAAGUAUAUGUCCCAUACUGAUUUCUUCUGUUAUUGUGUAGAUUUCAUAAAAAAAAAUGUUUUUUAUAAAAAUUCUAACAAAAUCUAACAUAAAACAAAGGCAAUCUGAUUAAACACAAAAUACAGUUUUAAAAAGAUUAUGUUAUUUAUUGAAGCAAAAACGUUAUAUUAUACUAACUAGGCCUGUAUGAAAAGUAUUUGCCCCUUAGUUAUUAAAUCCCCAAAUCUAUGAAACUGCAUUCCAAAUGGAGUUCAGCUGUACUAGACACACCCAGGCCUGAUUACUGCCAGUCCUGUUCAUUCAAAUCAACACCUAAAUAGAACUUUUUCAGCAGCAUGAAGUUGGCUGAACGGUCUCACCCAGUAACACACCGUGCCAAGUUUGAAAGAAAUUCCACAAAUUAUGAGAAAAAAGGUGAUUGAAAUACAUCAGUCAGGGAAGGGAUACAAAGCUAUUUCAAAGGCUCUGGGACCCCAAAGAAGCCCAGUGAGAGCCAUUAUCUACAAAUGGAGCAAACUUGGCACAGUAGUCAACCGUCCCAGAAGUGGCCAGCCUUCCAAUUUCCUCCAAGAACAGCGACGACUCAUCCAGGAAGUCACAAAAGAGCAAAAGACAACAUCCAAGGAUCUGCAGGCCUCUCUCGCAUCAAUAAAGGUCACUGUUCAGGACUCCACUAUCAGAAAGACACUGGCCAAAAAUGGCAUCCAUGGAAGUGUGGCGAGGCGAAAACCACUAACCCAGAAGAACAUUAUAGCUCAUCUGAAUUCUCCAAAACACACCUUGAUGAUCCUCAAACCUGUUGGGAGAAUGUUCUGUGGACUGAUGAGUCGAAAGUGGAACUAUUUGGAAGACAAGUGUCCCGUUACAUCUGGCAUAGAUCAAACACAGAAUUCCACAAAACGAACGUCAUACCUACUGUCAAGCGUGGAGGUGGUAAUGUGAUGAUGUGGGGCUGCUUUGCUGCUUCAGGGCCAAGGCGACUUGCAAUAAUUGAGGGAAACAUAAAUUCUGAGCUUUACUAGAAUAUCCUAAAGGAGGAUGUAUGCUCAAGCACAACUGGAUUAUGCAGCAAGAUAAUGAUCCAAAGCAUAGGAGUAAGACCACCUUUGAAUGGCUCAAAAGAAGCUAAAUUUAAGUUUUGGAAUGGCCUAGUCAAAGUCCUGACUUGAACCCAAUUGAGAUGCUGUGGCAGAACCUUAAAUGGUCAGUUAAUGCUCGAAAACCCUCCAGUGUAGAUGGACUAAAGCACAACUGGCCAAACAAAGAAGAGUGGGCCAAAAUUCCACCACAGCGUUGAGAAAGACUGAUCUCCAGUUAUUGGAAGCGUCUGGUUUCAGUUGUUGGCGUGGUACAUCGAGCUAUUAAGUUUAUGGGGGCAGUAAGUUUUUCACAUGAGUGAUGUAGGUGUUAGCUUUUUUGCUUCAAUAAUAAAAUAAUAAUAAAACAUUUGAAAACUGUAUAUUGUGUUUACUCAGGUUGUCGUUGUUUGUUAUAUCUCGUUUGAAGAGCUACAACAAUUUAGUUCAAUAGAAGUAAUCAGAAAGGGGGAAAAUACUUAUUCACAGCACUAUAUAUAUAUAUAUAUAUAUAUAUAUAUAUAUAUAUAUCUGAAGUGAGAGUGGGUUUCAUGAUACGCUCGUGUGUGCGUGUGUGUGUGUGUGUGUGUGUGUGUGUGUGUUGUGUUGUGUUUGCAUGAGAUGAACUUUGAAUCACUCCAAGGUCAUUUCUCUUUAUAUUUUAAUGUUUUCAGCAUCGGCUGGCAUUAGUCGAGGUUAGACUAUCUGUGGUAACCUGUGACUUGUGUCAGGAUGGUCUGACCUUUUCCCUACAACUAAUGAAGGGUUAUUUGGGAGUUCUUGACCUUGGGAUGAAGGAGUACAAUGAAGGGUUAAAAAGAAGCACUUUGCCUCUGUUUCAUAAUGAAGGCCAGGAGGCAAAAUUCACAAUGUAGCACCUGUAUAUUUAUUACUUGCCACUUUUUUGUUGUUGUCUUUUUAAUUGCCUUUUUUUGCUUGUUUUGUUUUUUGUUUUGUUUUUCUUCUGCAAAGUGUGCAGAAAGGACUUCAGGGCUAGAUUAGAGUUUGUAACCAACUACAGAGCACAGGGCGAAGUGUAGGGGAAGCUUAUGGGAUUUGUUGUACUCUGCACUACCAACAGGCCAACCGAUGCGUCCUUUAGCACAGACUUCUGGGGUGGUAGUUAUAAAUAUAGAUAUAAAUAAAACAAAACAAAUCAAACAAAAAAAUAUAUAUAUUUUUAGGGGUUUUGUUGAAGAUUAUGCAAGGUCCUUGAUCUUGUACAGGACUGCGAAAUUUUAUUUUGUUCAACUUCAACAAGAAAGACAAAACUUUGACUUGUAGAAGCUCUUUGUGCCUUUGAUUACAGCUGUACCUGAAAACGGGGAAAAUGUGUGCGUGUGAUUGGCCAGCGCUGUACAGCUUGAUGUCAAAUCGUACAUGAGGCGCGGCAUGCUGGCGAGAAAUUUCUCUUUAGACUUGAGUUUUUUUCCUGCUUUAUAAAGCUACUAAAAUAUAUAUAUAUAUAUAUAUAAGUCUUUUACUAUAAAAUGAAGAAAUAUUUGGCAAAAAAUCUUGUAUACAAUAUGCAAAAUUAACCACUUUUGUUCAGAAACUGCAAAUACAGUACAGUACAUCUUUAAUUUCUUUCUUGUUGUUGGCAGACAGCUUUAAAAAUGUUGGAAAGGUUUUCAAAUGUCCAAAACCCACUGUUGUUUCGGGUUGGAUGCAUUUUUAAAUGUGGUAUAUAUGCAGACUGUACACAGGGCUGUGUCAUAAAAGCGUGUAGAUAUGUGUGACCACAUUCGUGUGCAUACACGUUUACCACACGUCGUACAUCUGCAUUUUUUAUACAUGUACAUAAACAUUUAUAAAAAGAUGGAAAAUAUAUUCUAUUAAUAUAUAUGUACAAUUAUUCAUAAUAAUAUGUGUGCCUAUAUGUAUACAUAUUUUUAGAUGUUUAGCGAGGUUGUAUGCAUUGCAAAUGCAUACUUUAGAAGGAAUGAGGAAGCAAGACUAGUGAUUCCUUACUGGCCAUCCUAAGAGCGUGCUAACUCCCAGGCAUUGUGAAUGUGAGCACUGAUAGUCUACACUCUCAGCUGUAGUGUCUCCAUACUGUCUCUUUCACUCACCUUUGAGGCUGUUACCAGUUGUUAAAGGACGAUUACAGAUUAUUUCAUUUUAUUUAAAAAAAAAAAAAUUUGAAAGUUUACCCAGCUCUUUUGUUAAUAAAACAUUCAUAGUGAUCACUGUGAAGUGUUUUGGUUAAAAAAAAUCCAUCAUAAAAGCACUAUAUUCCACACCUGUCACUUCUGGGAAAUUAUCAAAACGAUUAAGUUUUAACCACACUUAAUUAAAUGUAAUAAAUUAUUUGGGGUUUAGAGCAUGCAGACAAAAUGAUUUGAUAAAGUUGUAUGUUUGCUAGCGUUCAGGAGCUGAUGCCUUAUGUCUGGGAGUGAAAGAGUGUCACACAGUUCUGGAAGUAAUAGUAGCCAAUUAUUUUUAUGACAGACAUUGUGUCCAGCAUUUCAGAAUAACCAGAGCCACAUUUAAGAUACUAUUGCCAAUAUUCUCCUUAAGUGAAUUAUGUACACUUGGAUUGAAAUUGAUUUUUUUUUUAUUCUAUAUUCCUUAUAUAUACUACAUUCUAUAGGAAUAUAUUUAGUAAAUGUGUUUCCAUCAUAAUUUAUGUGCAUGUCUUGUAGAAUAAAAAUUGUAUCCAUCUUAAGCAAGCGUACAAGUUUUAUUUUUUUAUGCAUUUUUUGGAGAUAUUAUUCGCAUCUUGGUGUUUCCAUCCAGCAUUUUUCAUGCGAUACAGCAGACACGAGACUCAGAGGCAGAGAAAGAUUUCCAUUGAAUAACAACUUAAAUAUCUGUCCUUUCCUCACUCAAAACUAUUGUAUACACUGGAAUAUAGUGCACAAGUCAUAAGACUUUUAUGCUUUUAUGAUACUCAGUGAUGGGGCAUUUUAUACUUUCUGGAGCUUGACAGAUAUUUCACUAUGAGCUGUUGUUUUAUGAAAAGAGCUGUGUGAAGAUGCUUUAAAAUGUUAUUUUGUGACUGACUGGUUUAUGCAACUUGAUUACACACUUAAAUCCAUGGACAGAGGUCAUACAAGGUUCCCACACCUUUUGACCAUUGAAUUUCCAUGACUUUUCCUGUCUCUUUUAAUUAAUGGAUAAAUUCAUAACUAAAAAUUAUUUUAUAGAGCUGGCAUUCAAAAACAGCAGCAGA
Xyrauchen texanus (razorback sucker) is the source of this 5891-nucleotide messenger RNA. RefSeq names its product guanine nucleotide-binding protein G(olf) subunit alpha-like. Gene Ontology annotation, biological process: adenylate cyclase-modulating G protein-coupled receptor signaling pathway. Bases 321 to 1460 code for a protein of 379 amino acids. Gene Ontology annotation, molecular function: G-protein beta/gamma-subunit complex binding; G protein-coupled receptor binding; GTPase activity. Lineage: Eukaryota; Metazoa; Chordata; Actinopteri; Cypriniformes; Catostomidae. Gene Ontology annotation, cellular component: heterotrimeric G-protein complex. The record is from RefSeq and is a predicted model, not a curated record. The transcript is spliced from 12 exons.